AAUACAAUAUUCUCCUAGUGACUCUCAGAUACUAUGAAUAAAAUUAAUGGUGAGGUCAUCCUGAAAAAAGAAGAACUCACUACAAAGUAUUUCCCAAGAGGAACUAUGUGUGUUAUGUUGUUGCAGGAUCAAACAGCUGAAACAAAUCCAAAAUGAUCAGUUUAAAAAGAUUUACUAUUGCUGUAGUAUUUUCUUCCUCUCCAAGUGAACCAAAAGACCUUUGUGAAUUCUUAUUCUGAAAUCCCCUUGCUCGCCCUCCCCCAUCCAUGCAGGCAUAGUGUUUAUAGCUUCCUUCACUGUCUGGGAGCCAUGAAAACAGGAUCACAAGAAAGAAGCAUUUUCAAGUUGCUGGUGACCUCCAGAACUCCCACUAUGACUGUGCCUUGUCCCUAGGGAUCCCAUGACAUAGCAAAGGCAAAAUAUCUGUCCUAGAACAUUUUCUUCCAGCUAAAGGCAGAACUUUCUGUUAAACAAAGAAAAGCCCGGAAUUAAAUUUUCCUUUUAGUCCAAAAUCAUUCAGUAAUUCCAUCUCUAGCUCCACCUCAAAGUACAGGAUUUUGUUAUUUAUAGAGGACUAGUAGUCAUAAAGUACAACAAAGAAGCAGAAAAGCAACAUACCAUCUAUUUACACUUCACAUAUCUGCUUACUCAUUAUUUCAGCAAUUAGCUUGGCUUGCUCUGUAGCAGGAUAAGAAUUAUCUUUCCACCUGGCUCUCUGCUGUUCCUGUACAGUAGGCUGUGAGCUCUGAAGACAGUAAACAGGAUCUUUAAAAACAGGAAGUGCUGGCACACAGGCAAGGAACCAGAGCAGAGUUAAUCCAGGUGUUCUGCGCUCCAGUCUAGUUUGAAUCAACACCCAACAUGAGCAGCUGUGUAGCAGACCUGGAACUCAGAUCCAGGGCCUUUCCCAGUGCUGAUCUCCCCAGAUUGGUCACCUUGGCUUUUAGAAGUAACUGCUGCAGCAUGAGGAACCUCCAGUUGCAUUGAAGAAGAGGAAAGAUUUCCUCUCCCAACUAGGGAGAGGAAAGGCAGCGAAAGAACUGCAAAAAACUCUAUAGAGGUACUGCAGACCUCACACAGCUACACUUGCCUCUCUAACACAAGCAACAGCAUAAAGAGGGUUCAAUUAUUAAUUCACAUUCUUCUUUACUCAGAAUAGUUACCCUGUGAGCCUUUUCUUUACUAAGAAGCAGCUGAAAGAGACAUCAGACUCAGACUGACUUACAGUAUCUUGUUUACUUCUCAUGUAACAUUUCUUUGGCAGCAACUUUAAAUUGAGAUAAAGUGUUUCUGCUGCACCAAGUUACUCCAGACCCUGAAAGCAACCAGUGUGUAAAACCAGAAAAAGCUUGUGGAGUGGCAGUGGAUAGUACCAUUCUUGCACCUUCAUGGAUUUUUAAUAAUAAGCCUAGAACAGUGAACUGGAAACAGAAGUUUCAGUUCUGUAAUGCAAAUAUAAAUUAGCUUUCCAUUUAUGCUAUCUAUACAGACUUGUGUAGCCAAAUAGUACUUAACAGGAACAUGGGUUUAGUCUGCAUGGACUUACAGAAUUGAGUUAGCAGAAAUCGUUAUCUUUUAUUUACUGGCAAGCAGGGGAAGUAUGCAACUUCAUUUUUGUUAGAGGAUUUGUAAGGAACCACAUGCCUCAGAAAAAGCCAUGGAAAUAGGUUUGUCUCUUUGUUUAAACUCCUCAACUGAAAAACUAAAACAAUGCUUUCUCCACUGAGCUGCUACUUAGCUCCCUUUUCAAAACCAUUUGUUGAAUUAAGGAAGUUUGUAGCAGAGUUAACACAAAGGCACAGCCACUAUAAUGAAAAAAUUCAAUUCUGCAGCUACACUUGUCCUAUAAACAGCUGAAACUCACACAGUUUUCAGCAGGUUAUCCUGUACAAAUACAGCAGCAAACAAAUCCAGUUCUGUGAAAACCCUGCCCCGUGGAAGCUGUUGUCUACUUCCACACAAGCUACAAUCACAACAGGAAAAUACCACAGCUUUUCAAGGGUCAGUCAGAAAUGAAGUCCUACUCCCUAUCACUUGUUUGUGAUACAGUCAAUAGUGAUUAACUAAAUAUUUAUUUAGCAGUAGAUGAUAACCCUGCUGAAAGGUAAACAGCAAGUUUUCCAUAAAAUGUUUUCAACAGACCAAGACUGUCCUGCCUGCCCCCCACACCAAGUGGGGAUAAUAUUCACCUGCAAAGAAUUUGGCACCACUAAUUGCUCGAGUCAGGCUUCAUCUCCCUAAAAGUCACAGAUCACAUCCUUGUAUUGCACCCAAGCACACAAGAAAACUGGGCCUUCUAUGUGAAACAACACUGCAAGACUAAAUUCCCCAUUUUGUAAACUUAUCUGACUGCUUCAUGUAAGUUACAAAGAAAUCAAAGUUUCUCUGAAACAUCAAGGAGUGUUUAUUCUUCUUGUAGCUGUAGACCCUGGUUGAACAGCAAGCACUUUUCUCUGCAUUUACUGGUUGGAUACCACAAUCAUGAUGCUCAAGACCUCAAUACAUUUGCAUUUGUGUUCAACAAGUGCAAACAAACAUGAUUAAUUGUGACUGUUGGUGUCAGCAGGCCCUGCACGCUCAGCCUGAAGCACAAAACCAGCUCUGGUGAACUGGGACGCAGUUCUUCAGCAUCCUUAAUCAAGUGUUGAUCAUUCCUGUAUGUAACUGUUAGAAGCACCUGUUAUGAUUUGCUGUUAAAAUUCCUGCAUAAAUAAGGCUGCAAAUGAAACCAAACGCCUGUUCAACAAUAUCAACAUUAUUCUGCCACAUUAAGUAUAUAAGAGAAAGAGGAGAGAGAGUGAGUGUGCAAGCAGGAGAGUCACCAGAGUGAAUCCUAUGGUGUCCUGUUGGUCCUCCAGUGCCCUGGGUUUUUUACAGUGGUGGUAGAAUCCCGCGUGGUUCAGUCCCAGUCAGUUUUAAAGCAUCCCUCACUAGCAUGAGAGCUUGAGUGGUUUUCGGUUCCUCACUAGCAUGAGAUGGGAGAAGGGUGUGGUCUCACCAAUGCACAUGGGCAGCUCUUAUUUUGGUGGUCAUUAAGGGUCUGCUCUGCCAGUCAUACAAGACACACACCCCCCAAAAGCAAGUGUCCUCUUUGUGACCCCGCUCCUUGGCUGGUGCAGUCACACACUUGUUCUCUAACACGCUACAAUGGAGCAGUGCUGUGAAAAGCAUCGCCUUUGGUCAGAACAAAAACUCUUCAUUUUUGUGGCUCUGACAGAGGCAGCUCUGGUGUUUCUGCAACAAGUUUCUGAGCAACACUGAGCAAGUGUUUAAGGCAGAUGCUGGAAAUGUUAUGACCCCUUUCCUUGCAGCAUCUGCUUUGCAAACCAUGUUUGCAACACAAGCACGGUAAGCAUGGGGCUACUGAGACAUGAAGCUGUGCGUCCCUUUUUCCUCUACUUCAAGCUGUAACCCAAAUUGUUUCUCUAACAAGGUCAGCGUACCAGCAAUUUGUGGUUGAUGUACCAGAAAGAAAUGACUACUGUUUGUCUAAAUAGAUAAUGUUUGUAGUGAACAUGAACUUCCCAAAGAAGUGACAGAAGCUCAUAGGUAUUUAAGCAGUGACUAUCAGUCACAUCUCUGCAGUAGUUUAAGGAUUUACCAGCUUCCCAGUUUAGAAAGUCACUUUCAUAUCCAGAUUAAAUGGUUUGAGACUAAGGUACAUGCAGCCUCCUACUACAAUCAGAGCUCUGUAAGAAGCAUCUAUUAAACUGAAAUGUCUUUAUUUUAAAAAAGCCAAAAAGAUACCGGUAAUCAGUAGUAAUCAGUCACUGCCAUUGAGAGAAUUUUACACAUUUGCACAAACAAAAAAAGUAUUUUUUAAAUACAUGGGCGAUUCUUUGGAAACAUUUCAUUAAUGUUUUUGUAGGUGUGUAUAUUCAAAAAGAACGAAAUCAGUUUUCAGCCUGGUGAAGUUUAACCAUGGAAUAGAACAGAAGACCACAAAAGCUCAAGUGUUUUGGAUUUAAUUUCCAACCAUAAAAAAAAAAAAAAAAAAAAAAAACAACAAAAAAAAAAACAAUUAGGGAAAUGUAUCUAUCUUGCAAAGCAUCUUUUUUGUUGUUUAAAUAAACAACCUGCCCACAUAUCAGGACAACAAGAGACUGGAAUCUAUAAUCAUGGUUACACUUCUCAUAUCACCCUGAAGCUGUUUGUGAUACUGUACUAUCUGCUGAUGUACAAUGGAAAGCCUGGAAAAGAGGUGAUGAAAGAAGACUUGAAGAGCUGGAUUACAAAGCACUUUGACAACGUAUUUAAGAAGAGUUUCCAUAGUCAGGAAUACGUUUUGCUAUCCUUUUCUUCAUAUAUAAACUCUUGCCAUUUUAUUGCCUGUUGGCUUCUGUUUUCAUCUUUAUCUCUUAGUGGUACUCUUUGCCAUUGCUCCUGAACUGUCAAAACAUUCCAAGCUGGGUAUCUGAGAUCAAGGCAGUGCUGCUGAGCAGUGAUAACAACAUCAAGUGCUGUAUCCUCCAUUUGAGAGCAAAUUGAAGAGGAAGGGAAAUUAUUAGAAUUUUAGAUGUUCAACCUUGGUUGAAACAAGAGCAAAAGAGUUAAUCUCUGCCUUCUCAAAUAAAAUGUGAAAAUCAAUUUAAGCCCUUUCUUUUAACUAGCAAUCUCUUAUCCGAAACUCCAUGUAACUGUACAAGCUUAUCCUCUCCAAUCACAGCAUUAGUUUCAUAUAUUACCAUUUUACACCAAAAUACAAAUGCCAUUUAUCACAAAUCAAUCUUUGUAAAAAAUUUGCUAGACUGGCAGUGGAACUCACAGGUACAUCUUCAAUUAUACAGCACAAUCAAGACUAUUCCAGAUGUCUGGUUGCUGAUUAAAAAUUAGCUCUUAAACACCAGAGCUUUUCUUGGGACAAGUGCUCUUUUACAGUACUUUACGCCUUAAAAUUGAAGAUUUCAGAUGUGACAGCAUGAAACUGCAAGAAGAUGAAACACAAUAUAUUUAUCACUUCCCUCCCACCAGUGGAGACUGCCUUGAUAAACUGGUUGUUCAACAUCCACAAAGACAGAAGAACAGUUUUCAGUGUUAUUAGUAUCACUUCCACUUUUAUUACUUGUCACAGCAUUUCCUGAUUAUUCUGUAAUGAGCUGGGAAUAUAAAUUAAAAAAAUUAAGACUAAGUGUUAUGUUUUAGAGUCUAAGUAGUUUAAUGACAUCACCAGCAUAUUCUGGAGUAUUUGGAAUGAUAGUUUUGACUUCCUUUUUCCCAGAGGAAGUUAGCUCUAUCUAGAAACUUCUUAUGCACUAUUAACUUCCAUCUUUCAAACUCUGCCUGUAGUCAAGAGCCAAAUUAAGUGUUUUUCAGAUUUAAUUAAAAGCAUCUUAAUGGCACAAGCGCCAAAGCUGGAUCAUAACAUUCUUUGUCACAGUAAGCAUAUUUAUUGAGUUUUGUCAGAACUGAAAGGGAAAUUUGAGAAAGAAACAAUUCCUCUCCACUCUGCUUGCCUGGUAAACAAGCCUUUACCCCUCUGCUCAUUCUCCCUCUUUUGCACAUGGAUUUUCAAGCAUUCCACAUUUAGUUUGCCAAUGUCUUUGCAGACAUCAAUCUCCUCACUUUUCCAGCAAUUCAGAAGUCAAAGUCCCAAAGUACUGGAAAUUUUGUUCUAUUAGAUUCAGAUCACAGAACGGGCAUGUAUUUCUACUUAUGGCUGAUUAGUCUCAGAUUAAAUGCUGAAUCUUGAAUAUUUUCCUUUCAGUAAAGUUCAAAGUUUCUUGCAUUUUGAGGAUGUUCCAGAAUUUCUUUCUUUGUUGACUGCUGAUAGCCAAGAGAAGGAAUAAGGUUGCAACAAGGAGUAAUUUUUUAUUCAACAAUUUAGUGUCCUCUGCAAGGAUCCACGGCUAGAGCUGACAGACAAGGACACUUUUCCAAGACAACAAAUGCAAUUUCACCAGAAAAUUCAUGUUUUUGGAAGGAGCAGGACCCAAAUUAACAGCAAGAGUUAAAAAUCAGGAAGUCUUGGAACAUAUUGGGCAAGAGUCAUUAAUCACCAUUAACUGCUAGAUUAAGUAUUGGCAAAAGACUACUAACGAGUAUGAAAAAAAAAAAGAAAAACAGUGAAGUCUUAAUGACAGAUAAGUUUUUUGACAUGUUGUACAAUCUAGGAGGCACCCAUCCAGCUUCCUCUUUUCUGUUGGAGAGAAAAUAACCCAAGGGAUGUUUCUCUACAUUUCUUUGCCUUAGAAAAGGGUCAGAAUAUACAGAUUUAUCAUAAUAAAUGCGACUCAGCUGUCUCAAAAUUUCAAGGAACUUAGAGUCAGUCAAUUCAAUAAGUCUUCUGCAUUCAACAAAUACGCUUUGUAGUUCACAAUCCUCAAAAGCUACAUUUGCAAAUGUUUCUUUAAUCAGAAGGUGUAGGCAAAACUGCCAAGCUUUUUCUGCAUAAAAAUCCACGAAAGUAAGUUAAUCAAAACAAAUAUCUUAAUGAGCAGAUAAAAGCCCCAAACAACCAACCCCAGUCUCUUUGGGAUUUCUCUAAGCCUUUACUGGUGAAAAGUAACAGGGCAUGAAAACAGAGAUCAUUGAGCCUAAAGUUGCAUGUUUGAUCAAUUGUUUGCUCUUAAACUUGACUGAAGCAGCCACUUCUAUUGCUGCAAGUCAAGCAACAGCUUCACCAGUGCUCCACCAUUUGUCCUGUUCAACUCUACAAAGAUCUGAAGAAGACUCCUCCUCCUUCAGCAGUAGUAUGCCCAUAGUCUUCCUGGCCAAUGAUUCUUCUACAGCAAGCAGGACUUCUUCCUCAUCCUGAGAAGCCUUCAUCCCUUCCUAUGUCAGUGGCUACAAGGCCAAGAGCCAGCUCACCACUGUCCCCACCAAAGUCUCUCGGACUGGGGCCUUCCUUUCAUCACACACAAGAAGAGGAACUUGCCAAGGUGGUGGAGCAGGACCCUAUGCUGGAGGAACUAUGUAAGCCCCUGUGCUGUAAGCUUUGCAAUGUCACUCUGAAUUCAUCCCAGCAAGCCCAGGCUCAUUACCAGGGUAAAAACCACAGUAAGAAACUCCGGAAUUACUAUGCUGCCAACAGCUGUCCAGCACCUGCCAGGAUGAGUAAUUCUGUUGAGCCUGCCCCACCUCAGGUUGUCUCUCUUCCAACUCAGAUGGGAUCCAGUAAACCAGGUGGCAGAGUGAUCUUGGCUACAGAGAAUGAUUACUGCAAGCUUUGUGAUGCCUCAUUUAGUUCUCCGGCUGUGGCACAGGCUCACUACCAAGGGAAAAAUCACGCCAAGCGGCUGCGUCUUGCAGAGGCACAGAAUAACUCAUUCUCGGAUGCCUCAGAACUAGGCAAACGAAGGGCAAGGAAAGAAGGAAAUGAAUAUAAGAUGAUGCAAAACAGGAGAAAUACAUAUACAGUUCAGAACAACACAGGCCCCUACUUCAAUCCCCGCUCGCGCCAGAGGAUCCCCCGUGACCUGGCCAUGUGUGUGACUCCCAGUGGCCAGUUCUACUGCUCCAUGUGCAACGCGGGUGCCAGCGAGGAGGUGGAGUUCAGGCAGCACCUGGAGAGCAAACAGCACAAGAGCAAAGUGUCCGAGCAGCGGUACAGGAACGAGAUGGAGAACCUGGGCUAUGUCCAAUGACGCGCCACCCUCGGUAGUAGUUUGCAACUAGAGCAGCUUGUCUCUCGCCUGCUGUUUGCCACAUGCCCUGCUUUGUGCUCCAUUGGGUAGGAGUAUGCUCUCGAGCUGUACAUGUAACACCUGCAAACUUACUGGUAUGGUUAGAUUUUUUUUCUAUCAUAGUCGGCAGGAUGACGCUGUGCAGGACAUGAAGUGUUUUUGGUGUUUGUUUGCUAAUUAUCUAAGGCUCUUCAUUGUAUUGAGUGGUGGGGAGGAACUGUGUUUUCUCCCCAGCCUUCUGCAUGAAUAUGCAAAGCCCAAGAAGUGCUGGGAACUUCUGUGGUUCUUCCACAUGGAUGGACCAUGUGCAAAGCCCGCUCCCCUCUUGGCACACCACAGAGCAGCGCUCCAGAAUGCCUCCCUACAGCAGAUUGAAUCUCUGGGCAGCCUGUAAAAGAGGGGCAGGAGCAGGGCCUGUGAAUGUGUGAAUUAGGUUGUGUACUUGUCCACACUUUGCUGCUUCUGGCCCCCAUUACAGUCCAGAGUAGGUUCUUUCCACAUCCUUGUAGAAAGGCUGUGCAUACCUCUUCUCCUUGGAGGGUCUUGCCACUUACUGCUUCCUCUGCGAUGCAGAUUCCAUUCUGAACCUCUGACAUGGAUUUCAGCUGAUUAGCCCCAUUCUGAAAUAUUCUUCUACUCUUGAUAUUAUUGCCUGUACACCUUAAUAUACCGUGGGUGUAGCUCAUCUCCCUAAAGAGUGUCUCUGGUGAUCUCCAUGGCUUAAUGAAAUGAACUGGAAAGCAAACCUGCUCAGGUGAGAUGUGCUGUGCUCUGAUUCUGCCUUAGACUGAGUCAGGUUGAGAAUAGAUGGAAGGAGCUGUCAGCUGUAAUUUCUUUGCAUGUUGAUGUGGAAGAGAGCAAGAGUUGUUCUCUGUCUUGCAGUCCUUGCUCUGGCAGAGCAGGGCUUCCUGGACUCUGGGUAGCUGGUAUUGGUGUGUCUCACUUCCAUGCCAUUCCCUGGGCAAAGCCUAAUGGGUGUUUAUAGAGCAAAGAUGAAACUUCUAGCUUUGAACUAGAGCUGCCAAUAUUGGUUGACUUUUCCCCCUCUCUUUCUUUUUCCAUCUCAGGAUGGGUUUUAAUUCCAUUCCUUGAUGUGAACUUGACUGUUCUAGGGACCAUCAAAAAUUCAAAGUUAUUUAGGAUUUAAAUGUCAGGGUGAUGAUUGAGUAACAGCUUUUUGGCCUCAUGAAGGUAUUCAAGAAACUUGUUCAGCAACUUUUUAAUUGUAGACAAACUCAGAAGGUGUGUGUGUGUUUGUUUUGAUAUUCUUUAGCAAAAGUAGGAAGGGGAUAAAGAGCAGAAGUAGGGCUGUCAGUUAUUCUUCUGCUUGUUUGGGUAGAUGUGAGGAGCUGUGUUGGAGUCCAGUUCAGUGUCAUUAAAACAUGGUCUCCAGGGGCAAGUGCAGCACACAGGUGGCUUUUGUUGGACCUGAUCCCCCACUGUGCUGCUGGAGCUGUGCACUGGUUCAGCUUCGCUGACUUCAGUGGCAGGUGCAGAGAGAGGGUUCAGGAAGCACCAUGGCUCAUCUCUCACCCCUCUUCAGGCAGCUCCAUUAGUUUAAGUAGGAUUUUACCAGGGAUAUGUUGUACCUAGUGCAUAGCGUUGAAGAGAAGUCCCCUCCCUCCUUUUAUUGCCAUUCUGAUCCUGCCUCUUGCAUUCCAGAAGGAAUUUCUGCUUGCCUUAAAAAGUGAAGAAUGAAUAACAAAAAAUUUCCAGAUAGUCUUUAUUCAUCUUCCUAGUCCACCUUCAAAAGGUUUGUUGCACUUGGCUGCUCCUCAGAAAUUGAGUAUUGUUUUCUUCAGCUCCCUGAGUGAGCAUCAGGGAACCAUGCAAUCUGAAUGCAGCCUUCCUAAGUCCAGACAAGGUGAGUGCUUGCAAAGUAGUUGGGAGCACCCCACUAGAUCAUUCCUUGCCCUGCAGAUAGAGGCAGAGGAAUAGGUGUCCUCAUGAAUGAGAUUUCUUCCCCUCCUUUGUGCAAAACUUAGUUAAAUGGGGUUUGUGUCCCGGAGUGCAUGAGAAGGUAGAACAGGUGCCCAGGUUGUAGAGCACUCACUGAAUAAUUAUGAGAGCUUUGUAAGUCUGUUUCUUCUGUGCUUUUCUGCCCCUGCCUCACCCUCUGUGUAGCCUUGAAGAACGUUUGCCUUUCCAAAAUCUCUCAUCAGCCUUCCCUCCUCAUUAUUUGUAUUGACAGAAGGACUCUGGUUUUCUCUUUGUGUCCUGUCCUUUAGUUUGCCAGUCUGACACCACUGUCCAGAGGGACAGAGGAAGUUAGAUGAGCCUUACCACAAUGUGCUUCAGCACAGUGACCCCUGCAUUAUGGUUAAACAUCCCUCUGGCUGUAAAUUAAAAUGUGGCAUUCCCCACAGGCUGCAAUUAGUAGCAGAAAAACAACCCUAUGUGAAAUAUGAGCUGGAGGAGCUGGAGGUGCUGUCUGGCUUAUUCCUAGGGAUGAGGAGGCAUUUUUGCUUGCUUUCACAUGUCCCAGAAAUCAGCUGUUCACCACUUAGCUUUGGUUACUGCUCCUACUCCCAGCCCAGCCUUCUGCUCCUCAUUUGGCAUUUCCAGUGACAGCUGGAGGUGUCAAAACUUGGUUUGCUCCAGCUGUGCAGAUGUGCCACAGCACAGCUGUGUGUUGGUGCUUUUGGGAGGGUGUGUGAGGAAUGUGCAGGGGGCUGUUUUUGCAGGCUCUUCUCUGCUUGGGGCUGAGUCUGGUUUGGAGUGGUGGCUUCAGUUUGCCCUGAGCAGAGAAGCCUGAAUCUGCUUUUUUCUCUUCAGGGGAGUACAAGUGAAUGUAGUCAUCCCAGUGAUUUCAGAGUGGUGGCUUGUAGAGCAAGUGUACAGCAGGCAGUGGAACUCAAGUGACAAGGUAGGACAGAUUUCCUCCAUGGAAGGAAAGUUGUAUUGCUGGGACAAGCAGCUGAGACUCACUUUGCCCCAGUGCAGUGUUGUGCCUCUUCCUGCAAGCAACCAAAGCUUUCCUCUCCCUCUUCUGCAUUGCUUAAUGGCUUGUGAUCUUCCCACUCACCUUUCAGCAUAGGAAGUUGCUGACUGCAAAGAGAAAACACCCAACCUCCCCAUUAUCCUUAGGGUUCAGGACAAUCCAAACUCAUACUCAUCAGCAUUAGAUACUGAGUAGAUCCUAAUUUUAUUUCUUUUUGUGAAAAGCGUUCUCCAAAUCACUGUUCAAAGAAUAGUGAAAUUACAUUCUGGGCAAACCCUUUUGACAUAGGUGGGCUGGGGAAAACACUGUACAGCUGAAGUGCCAUUUUCCAGACCCAAUUAAUCUUUUUCUCAUAUUAAACCAAGUACCAAACCCAAGAAACAGGACUUCUGUGAAGCUGUCACAUUGGCCAGUAGGUUAAUGACUUUUGCUGCUAGGAACAAAAUGUAAAUCAGUAUGUUCAUAUUUAUUUUACUGUGCUGACCACUAAUUGAUUUGUCAGUAUUUAAGGCAUUAUGCUGUAGGUUGUUUUUAAGUGGAAAAAUUCUACAUCGCACUUUGCUUUUGGAUCAGAGCAGUUAUUUAUUGUAUUGUGAAAAUGUUAUUCCUCCCACAUAGCUAUUGUUUUCUUUCCCUUGAUGCAAAAAACCCAACCAAACCCAAACAGCAAAACCCCCCAGCCAAAUCCAACCCAUGGAUCUCGUCAUGCUAAACAAAAUGAGGAUCUCCUUGCAACUUGUUAUUAAAUGCCCAUUUCCAAUUUCUUUUUCCUCAAAUAAUUCCUUUGCUAACUUGGGAUGUUAUUUUUAGAGACACAAAGUUCAUGCUUCAUUUAAACAUUAAUUUCUUUUAAGGCAAGGAAGUAAACCAUGUGGAAUCCGUUAAUUUUUGAGGACUAUGAAAGUGAUACUAUUUUGUUUGUAUUAAGCAUUAGCUGUUGUUUUGCAUUCUGCACUAAUGAGUAAAUCUGUUAUAAUCUUGCCUAACAUUGGUCUGUUUUUGACUCUUUGCUUUCUUCAUGCCCAUUGAAAGGAACCCUGAAAACUUCUGUGGAGUUGCUUAGGAUGG
Molecule: messenger RNA, 11631 nt
Organism: Cinclus cinclus
Lineage: Eukaryota; Metazoa; Chordata; Aves; Passeriformes; Cinclidae
Gene: ZMAT3
Product: zinc finger matrin-type 3
Exons: 7
Coding region: 6714-7583 (289 amino acids)
Molecular function (GO): zinc ion binding; nucleic acid binding
Source: RefSeq, a predicted model, not a curated record